This is a messenger RNA of Drosophila kikkawai, 981 nucleotides long. RefSeq names its product CTD nuclear envelope phosphatase 1 homolog. The record is from RefSeq and is a predicted model, not a curated record. Gene Ontology annotation, molecular function: phosphoprotein phosphatase activity. Lineage: Eukaryota; Metazoa; Arthropoda; Insecta; Diptera; Drosophilidae.
UCAUUGUCAGUCUCUUAAAUUCUAGAAACUUUUAGAAAAAUAAUUCAACAACCUUUUGAAAAGCCUCACUCAAUUAGCUUUACGUUUAGUUAAAAUUAUUAAAUACUUUCUACAUGAAAUCUUAAUAAAAAGCCAUGACUGGUGACUCGUUUAUAUCCCUCAUAUUUGGACUGCAAACUUGGGGUCUGGUGCUGGCUAUCAUAUGCCUGAAUGAGCCCAGGCUGGGUAGGUUCAUCAAGUUAACAGCGGCAAGGAUCUACAAGGUCUAUGCAAAUUACUCUCCAAUUGAAUACUUGAGCGAUGAUUGUUUGACCCCAGUUUCUUUACGCUGCCUAAAACGCGUGGCCAAAAAGACGCUCGUCCUGGAUAUGGACGAGACCCUGAUCACGGCCUGGAUUCAGCGACAGGGCGAUCAUCGACACUCACCGCCCAACGUGCCCCACGACUUCAAGUUCGGCAUUUCGACUGCCAUUUGUAAGGGCGACGUCUACGUUUAUAAACGUCCCCAUGUAGAUCGCUUCCUGAACAACGUGUCCAGGUGGUAUAACCUGGUGGUCUUCACCUGUGGUACGGAGGAUUAUGCUUCACCCAUCCUGGAUUUCCUUGAUAAAGGCCGUGGGAUUUUAGACAAAAGGUUUUACCGUCAACACACUAUUGAUGUCGGUGGCCUGAGGGCCAAGUAUAUAUCUCUGUGUUCCCCGGACAUGGCCAACAUCCUUCUGCUGGACAAUUCCAGUAUUGCAUGUAGCUUUAAUGCAGGCAACUGUAUCCCCAUCUCAUCGUAUAGAAUUGGGCAAAAGGAUGAAGCCCUCCUCGAACUUUUACCAUUCCUGGAUGCCCUCCGUUUCACGAGAGACGUGAGAUCGGUGCUGGGAAAGUGCACUCGCUUCGAUUGCCUCACCACGCUUUUGGAGAGUGUUGCCAAAUGAAUUGAGAUUUAAUUUAAAUGUUUUGGUUUAUUGUUUGUUUUAUUAAAUUUGU